AGCAUGCUGGUUAUUUCAGAAAAGAAGUGAGAGCUACUUUGAAAGGACAAGCUUUUUCUUCAUGCUAAUUUAUAAUGGUUUUGGAGUGGUUGUCCAUUCUUAAACAUAAACUUUUAAAUGUUAGGUCUUUCCUGUAAGGAUUUAUUAUUGGAAGUUUCAAGGCUUUGGACAUUCAAUUAAGGAUUUUGCCCUCUCCUUAUUCCUUUGGUUUGGGCCCAAAUGAUUAUGUUUCCUCUUUUUAGGAAGAUUUCUCUGGGUAUUUUGAUACUUGUUCUGAUAGAAGGAAACCUUCCAUCUUUAACAGCACAAACCUACUUAUCUUUAGAGGAGAUCCAAGAACCCAAGAGUGCAAUUUCCUUUCUUCUGCCUGAAGAAUCAACAGACCCUUCUCUAUCUACUGAAAAGAAACAGCCUCUGGACGACAGAGAAGCUGAGAGACAGUGGUUACUCAGAAGGCGGAGAUCUAUUCUGUUUCCUAAUGGAGUAAAAAUCUGCCCUGAAGAAAGUGUUACAGAGGCUGUGGCAAACCAUGUGAAGUAUUUUAAAGUCCGAGUGUGCCAGGAGGCUGUCUGGGAAGCCUUCAGAACUUUUUGGAAUCGACUUCCUGGGCGUGAGGAGUAUCAUUACUGGAUGAAUUUGUGUGAGGAUGGAACAACCAGUAUAUUUGAGAUUGGCACAAAUUUUAGUCAGUCUGUGGAACAUAGAAGCUUAAUUAUGAAGAAACUGACUGAUGCAGAUGAAACUGUAAGUAGCCCUGAACUAUCAUCUCCAGUUCCUGUUGGUGAUACCUCAACAUUGGGAGGUGCUGCUCUCAGUGUUUCAUACCCAGGGGUGGCCUCCCACGAAGGUGCCUCAGAGAGCAGCUUGGAAAGGCCGGAUGAGAGUAUUAGCAAUGAAAUUGAGAGUGUGAUAGAAGAAACCACAAACCCAGCAACAGAACAGAUUGCAGAAUUCAGCAUCCACCUUUUGGGAAAGCAAUACAGGGAGGAACUACAGGACCCCUCCAGUGUCCACUACCAGCACCUCAUAGAAGAGUUUAUUUCAGAGAUUGAAAAUGCAUUUGCUGGGUUACCAGGCUACAAGGGUAUCCGUGUACUUGAGUUCAGGUCCCCAAAGGAAAAUGACAGCGGCAUCGAUGUUCAUUAUGCUGUUACUUUCAAUGGCCAGGCCAUCAGCAAUACCACCUGGGAUCUCAUUAGCCUUCACUCCAACAAGGUAGAAAACCAUGGCCUUGUGGAAUUGGAUGAUAAGCCCACUGCUGUUUAUACAAUUAGUAACUUCAGAGAUUAUAUUGCUGAGACACUGCACCAGAAUUUUUUGCUGGGGAAUGUCUCCUUGAAUCCAGAUCCUCACUCCCUUCAGCUUAUCAAUGUGAGAGGAGUUUUGCUUCCCCAAGCUGAAGAAGUUUGGAACACUCAAAGUUCAAGUCUUCAGGCAACGCCAUCAUCUAUUCCGGAUAAUACCCUUCAAGCUGCAUGGCCCUCAGCAGAUGAAUCCACCUCCGGCAGUGUCUCACCACUUGAUUUCAGCUCUGGUCCUCCCUCAGCCACUGACAGGGAACUCUGGUCAGAAAGUCCUUUGGGUGAUUUAGUGUCUACACGCGAAUUAGCCCUCCCCUCGGAAAUGGGCCUCGGCUCUUCCCCAGAGGGUUUAGAGGUUAGCAGCUUGACUCUUCCUUCUGUCACCCCGGCAGUGCUUCAGACUGGCGUGCCUGUGGCUCCUGAGGAGAGGACUUCUGGAUCUCACUUCUUAGAAGAUGGAUUAGCCAAUGUUGAAGAGUCAGAAGAUUUUCUUCCUUUUGAUUCAUUGCCUUCAAGUUCAUUCACUCAACCUGUGCCAAAAGAAACAGUCCCAUUCUUGGAAGACUAUGGUGUGUCCUUAACAUCCUCACCAUAUCUGACCUCCUCUGUCCGCUUAGAUCUUGCUAAAGAAAUAACUGUACCUUUUGGCUUGGUCAAAGACCAAUUAGAAGUGAGCCCUUUGCUGCCGGACACAUCCAUGGAGAAAGACUUCAUAUCAGAGAGUGGCUUAGGUUCAGGGUCUGGGCAACAGGCAGAUCUGAUCACUUGGCCCUGGAGUGAGAUUUCAUUAGAGAAGAGCACUGAACCUCUGUCUAAGUUAUGGCCAGAAGAUGAGGAUUCACUUUUGCCAACUGAGGGUGAAGAUGAGAAACUAGUUAUGGUAGACAAAAUGGACUCCACAGACCAAAUUAUUGACCAUUCAAAAUAUGGGCAUGAUGAUAGGUCCACAAACUUUACAGAGGAAGAGCCCCUUGGUGGAACUCAGUCAGCAUCUCUAACUCUCCCCAAGCACACCUCAGAGGUUCCCGACAUUGAUGAUUACUCAGUUACAAAAGGCCCUCUUCUACUGGCAUCUGUGGCAUUCUCUGCUUCUAUUGAUAAGCCUGAUCAAGUAGAUACCUUCCUAAGGGAGGAUAUGGAACAAACUACAGAGUCACCCAACCUAGAAUGGUUUGACAGCAAGGUGAAACCUGAUAUGCAACCUUUGUGGACUGCAUUGCCAGAAUCAGAUAUAGUUUGGGCAAGAACUUCUUCCUUAGGGAAAUUGUCCACAGACACAUUGGCAAGUAUACCCCAAAGUACUGACAGACUCUGGUUGAAAGCUUCCAUGACACAGUCUCCAAAAUUGCCUCCAACCACAAGCUCCACCCUGUUGGAAGAUGAAGUAAUUAUUGGCGUACAGGAUAUUUCAUUAGAACUGGACCGGGUAGGCACAGAUUACUACCAGCCUGAGCUAAUCCAAGAACAAAAUGGCAAGGUUGGUAGUUAUGUGGAAAUGUCUACAAAAGUCCACCCCACAGGGAUGGCUAGUGUGGCUCGGCCAACAAAAGGAGGUGACUUGAGUUAUUCUCAGACUGCAGGAGCUUUGGUGGUUUUCUUCAGCCUCCGAGUGACUAAUAUGUUGUUUUCAGAAGAUCUAUUUAAUAAAAACUCUUUGGAGUACAAAGCCCUGGAGCAAAGAUUCUUAGAACUGCUGGUUCCCUACCUCCAGUCAAAUCUCACAGGGUUCCAGAAUUUGGAAAUCCUCAACUUCAGAAAUGGCAGCAUUGUGGUGAACAGCCGGAUGAAGUUUGUCAAUUCUGUCCCUCCUAAUGUCAACAGUGCUGUAUACAUGAUCCUGGAAGAAUUUUGUACCACUGCCUACCAGACCAUGAACUUGGCUAUUGAUAAAUACUCCCUUGAUGUGGAAUCAGGUGAUGAAGCUAACCCUUGCAAGUUUCAGGCAUGCAAUGAAUUUUCAGAGUGUCUGGUCAACCCCUGGAGUGGAGAAGCAAUGUGCAGAUGCUACCCUGGGUACUUGAGUGUGGAAGAACUGCCCUGUCAGAGUGUCUGUGACCUACAGCCUGACUUCUGCUUGAACGAUGGGAAGUGUGACAUUAUGCCUGGGCAUGGGGCCAUUUGUAGAUGCAGAGUGGGUGAGAACUGGUGGUACCGAGGAGAGCACUGUGAGGAGUUUGUGUCUGAGCCCUUGGUCAUAGGCAUCACCAUAGCCUCGGUGGUUGGACUUCUUCUGCUGUCUUCUGCUGUCAUCUUUUUCCUUGUGAGAACUUUUCAAGCACAGCAUGCCAGGAGAGAAAGAGAGAGGCCCUCCAGGGAGCCUGACAGCCUCUCAUCCAUUGAGAAUGCUUUGAAGUUCAACCCCGUGUAUGAAAGCCACAUGGCCAGAUGUGAGCAGUAUGAGGGACUCUAUCCCCAGUUGCCCUUCUGCAGCUCUGCUGGUGGAGAGAUGAUUGGUGGCCUGAGCAGAGAAGAAAUCAGACAGAUGUAUGAGAGCAGUGAGCUUUCUAGAGAGGAAAUUCAAGAGAGAAUGAGGGUUCUGGAGCUGUAUGCCAAUGACCCUGAGUUUGCAGCUUUUGUGAGAGAACAUCAAAUGGAAGAGCUUUAACCCACUCCUAUUUUGAAAUGGAUUAGAAGCCUGGAGAAGAUGGAGAUUGCUUGAUAUCUACGUUAUAUGAUUAAUCUGGAUUUUGAACACUGUUGGAAGAGGAGUUUUCUCCUUAAAAAAGUUAAAUGUAGGGUACAC
Nycticebus coucang (slow loris) is the source of this 4044-nucleotide messenger RNA. RefSeq names its product interphotoreceptor matrix proteoglycan 2 (gene IMPG2). Bases 220 to 3906 code for a protein of 1228 amino acids. The record is from RefSeq and is a predicted model, not a curated record. Lineage: Eukaryota; Metazoa; Chordata; Mammalia; Primates; Lorisidae. Gene Ontology annotation, biological process: visual perception. The transcript has 19 exons. Gene Ontology annotation, molecular function: heparin binding; hyaluronic acid binding.